Messenger RNA from Adineta ricciae, 1623 nucleotides. The record is from the annotation of a GenBank genome assembly. NCBI's taxonomy places the organism in Eukaryota, Metazoa, Rotifera, Eurotatoria, Adinetida, Adinetidae.
AUGCCUUCUACUAUACAACAAAUUCGUCAAUUUCGGAACGAGUCCAUUCCUAAAGACAGUUUAUUGGGUGAAUUAAUGCCCGAUGCAUGUGUUCUCAAUGUCAGUCAUAUCCCAAGCCAAUGUGGUCUUUUAUCUGACGAUGAACUCAAUAUUACCGAAAAUUACACAGCUACUCAACUCGUGCGUGCCAUAGCACAAGGUCAAUUAACUUCUGAACAAGUGAUUAAAGCGUAUCUCAAGAGAGCUAGUAUUGCUCAUCAGCUCACUAACUGUGCAACAGAAUUUCUGGGUGAAGAAGCAAUUGCUCGUGCCAAAUAUCUCGACGAAGAAUUUCGGCGACGUGGAAAAGUCAUAGGACCUAUUCAUGGCUUACCUAUCUCAGCUAAAGAUUUAGUUGCUAUGAAAGGUCGCCAAACUAGUGCCGGAUGGAUCAAAUGGCUUGAUAGAAUAGCUGAAGAUGAUGCUUUGAUUUUGAAAAUUCUCUACAAUGCAGGUGCUGUGUUCUAUGUUCGUACGAACCAACCCCAAAGUUUGAUGCAUCUCGAAUGUAGUAAUCCAGUUUAUGGCACAACAUUGAAUCCAUACAAUCGAAAUUUAUCUAGCGGAGGUAGUUCCGGCGGAGAAGGUGCCUUAAUAUCUAUGAAAGGUAGUCUACUUGGAAUAGGAACUGAUAUUGGUGGCAGUAUUCGUUCUCCAGCGAAUAGCAAUGGAAUUUACGGCUUCAAACCGACGACCUAUCGAUUGCCACUAAAAGGUGUUAUCGCAGAACAAGCGGGAAGAGAAAGUAUCAUUGCUGCUAUUGGUCCAUUGGCUCGAACAAGAGAAGAUAUGAUCUUAUUUGUUAAAACUAUACUCGAUAGUGAGCCAUGGUUAAGAGAUCCAUCGUUAGUACCAAUACCUUGGCGAUCAAUAACAUUAGAUUCAAGGAAUUUUACCGUUGCUGUUAUGUGGGACGAUAAUGUCGUACAUCCUCAUCCACCUAUAUCACGUGCUCUUCGAGAAACAGUCGAGAAAUUGAGAAAAUCUGGAAUACGUGUCAUCGCUUGGGAACCAGUUGAUCACCAGAAAAGUUGGGAUCUAAUUAGUGCUCUCUAUUAUUGCAAUGGUGCCGAAGAAGAACGCACUGCGAUGAAAGAUGGGAAUGAAACUGCAUUGCCAUUGACCGAAUGGAUCUUAAAUCAACCAGAUGUGACGAAACGAAGUUGGAUGGAAAUGAACGAAUUAGUAUCCAACAGAGAAAACUAUCGUACACAGUAUGCACAGAUCUGGAAUGAACGUGAAACAAGUUUACACUGCUCAAUCGAUUGCCUUCUCACACCUGCGGCGCCAUCGGCUGCAUCUUUGCAUGGAACAUCGAAAUGGUGGGGUUACACGUCAGUUUGGAACCUAUUAGAUUAUCCAGCUGUCAUUUUCCCAGUAACAACCGUCGAUCCAGAGAAAGAUCAAGUAGAACUAGAUUAUCAAGCUAGAAAUACACUCGACGAGGAAAAUUAUCGUCUGUAUUCUUCGCCAACGGUAUAUAUCAAUGCUCCUAUCUGCUUACAACUGGUCAGUCGACGUUAUAGUGACGAAAAACUAAUGAAAUGCCUUGAAAUAGUCGAACAGGCAAUGGGCAGAAAUUAA